AUGGAAGAGCUGGACCUUCCUAUUGCGUUACGCCGCAGCCGACGAUGCUGUGCGCGCACACCUAUAAAAUCGGAGGUGCCUCCCGGUGUUUUGACGCCUCCAGAGACUCCCAGGAGAAAGAGAGGAGUUCGGCUAUCUGAUCCGGGCUCUUCUAUACUCUCAAGCGGCCUUACGCCAAUGGUGCGGCGCACAUACCUUGCGACUCCGAAAAGUCGACGGUCAGCCGCCCACAUUAGAAGUCCCAGCUCAGCCCCGCGACAGAGCCGGCAUACGGCUCUCAAUCUUCAUCAGACAGUUGAUGGUCGUGUUGAACGUCGGAUGCGACGCAAUGGCCUCCGCGAUUUACUUCACAAAUUUGAACAGGAGAAGCGGCGCAAAGAACAGGCAGCUCAGGCACAGAUUGCACAGCUCAAGGCUGACGUCAGGGCCAGAGACAAUGAGAUUUAUGACUUACAGAAUGCAACGGUCAUCAUGGACACAGAGAGGGUAUGGGCCCUAGAACGGCAAGUUGAAGAGCUCAAAGACGAGCUUUCGAGGAACUCGGUUAAAGAGGGAGUGACUCAGUAUUAUAGCUGGGCGAAGUCAUCAAGUGAUGCCUCAAAAGAUGAUUUAAUGGAUACGGCUCGAGACGAGGAUCAUUUCGGUGACAGCACCAUGUUACAGUUGCAGGCCAGCACACCGGCAAGGGGAAGAUCCUUGUUCAUGACUCCUCCUGCAACAAGUCCACGCAUGCCUGCAUCUCCAUGCUUUCGGGCUACUUCACCAACACCCUCCUCUCGCGAUACUCCGUUGUGUUAUCCGGAACCGGAUAAGCAGUUACUUGAAGAGGAGAUUGCAUCAUUGCAUUUUGAAGUGCACAGAUUGACGGCAACUUUGGAUUCAUAUCAUGCUCUUGGUGCGCGCAUUGGCGAUGCGUUAUCAGAUGGCCCUCCGGAGAGAAGCAUAGCCUUUUCUACCCUUGAGGCUGUUGAGAGUCAGAUCCAGUUACUGCUACAAACCAUGUCCGAGAGGGCAGCAGCAGCUUCGCAUCUCACGUCUGCCAUUAGCGAGUUGGGAUUUUCCGGCGAGGAUGCUAGCGAAAUGGUGUUAUCGCUCGCGGCUGGCUUUCGCGCUGCUCGUAUCGAGCUAGAGUAUCUCACACCGGGAGAAAUUCCCUUGCCGCUCACUUCUCGUGGCGCUCAAGUCCUGGAUCUUUUGUUGAUGCGUCUGAGAGAGUUGACAAAGAAGUCCAAGGAAGAUGACGAGUCAAUUAGCGAGUACCAUGAGAUUGAGCAAUCCCUACGCAAACAACUUGACUCACGAGUCUCUGUCAUGGAUGAGCUCAAUGAGAAAAUCGCGGGGGUAUACCGCAUGCUCGACGAGAAAGACAACCGUGUCAGAGAGCUUGAAGCUGGCAAUGGCCGACUCAAAAGCGCGGUUGACGGCUAUGUUCGUGAUAUCGCAGAGCUUGAAAAGCUCGUGGCACGCAUGGAGAAGGAGCACAGAGAAUUUACGAAUACGCAUACUUCUCGGCGAAAGUCGAAUGAUGAUUUAAUCUUAGCUAAAGAUACUAUCAUCGCCGAACUGGAAGCCAAAAUUGAAGACGCAGUCGCUCAAACCGCAGAGCUUCUCAAAGAAAUGAGCGCUACCGAAGUUUCUCUGACCAGACAAACGGCUGCCAUGAGCAGACAGCAUAGAACGGCCCUUGCACUUCGGGAUGCUCGAGUCUCCGAGCUGCGAUGCGAUAUUGGCAGAGUCAACGAUUCGCUACAACUUGCGCAAGAUACCAUUCACGCUCUUCGGAUAGAGAACAGCGAGAUGAAGAGUCAGAUGGAAGAAGAGAGGAGAAAGGCCAAACACGCCAUGGAUUCGAUGAAGGAGGAGCUGCAAAGAGUCUUGCGAUUGAGCCAGAGUUUCCUUCGUGAGCCUAGCAGUGAUCCGAGCAACGGGUAUGGUAGUAAUGAACCCGAUACGCUUCGGACGGUUGUGCAUUCGGGAGGAUACUUGGAAAACUUGCGGCGGAGAGGGAGUAGGGGUUUGAGGAGGAGAUAUGACAGUGGUCUGGAGUUUCUCAAUGAAGAUGGUGUGGACAUUUAA
Messenger RNA from Trichoderma breve, 2076 nucleotides. RefSeq lists its product as uncharacterized. The transcript has a single exon. Lineage: Eukaryota; Fungi; Ascomycota; Sordariomycetes; Hypocreales; Hypocreaceae. The record is from RefSeq and is a predicted model, not a curated record. The coding region runs from base 1 to 2076 and encodes 691 amino acids.